Molecule: messenger RNA, 1860 nt
Organism: Torulaspora delbrueckii
Lineage: Eukaryota; Fungi; Ascomycota; Saccharomycetes; Saccharomycetales; Saccharomycetaceae
Gene: APC4
Product: anaphase promoting complex subunit 4
Exons: 1
Coding region: 1-1860 (619 amino acids)
Biological process (GO): protein K11-linked ubiquitination; anaphase-promoting complex-dependent catabolic process; positive regulation of mitotic metaphase/anaphase transition
Cellular component (GO): nuclear periphery; anaphase-promoting complex
Source: RefSeq, a predicted model, not a curated record
AUGGUUGUAACAGAGCUGGACUAUCGCUGCUAUAAUCCGUUAUAUUCUUUGUAUGCGAAGAAAUUCAAUAAAGGACUGAGUAUUUGCAGAGUGGCUGACAACGCCAAGAUAGCUACAGUUGCAGUACGGGAUCUCAACGUUUUGGCUCAAUUUCAAUGGGAUCCUAUCACGGGCAAGCGUAUGACCGUGUUCUACAAAGAUGGGAAUGCUAGAAUAUACGAUGCUUUUCAAGCUGGUAAGCUCCUGGCGCUGCUUCGAAUAUCCAAAACUAGGGUUGACGGAGCUAUAUGGGAUCGUAUUGAGUUGAGUAGACAAGAAGUUACUUUUAAGUUUGACCAUUUUGUACUAAAUUCGAUGCCCAAGAUGAUCAGAUUCGCGAGGGAUACCAGACAGAUAUUCAUACUACCCUAUGAGCCGCCCAACAAGACCUGGCGGCUAGCCACAGAGGAAGAAGAUGGGGUGAAACGUGAGAAGGAGAUCUUGGACGUCCACUUGGUGCACCAGGAAGACAAUGGAUUGGUUUUGAUGCUUGAUGGCGAUUUUAUUUUGCGAUUAGCCGCUGGGCCUUCAGGACCUGCCCUGAAGGACAUAGUGGUGGCCGAUCGCGGGUUGUACCAUUGUUUCUACGAGGAUGCAACUGUGGAGAGCUUAAGCUUGGACCAACUGAUACAAUGUGAUGCAACAAUCCAGUUGAUACAGCAUUUUAUCGCGAUUAAACAGUUGAACCAUUAUCUUCAAGAUCAUCUGGAUCUCAUAAAGAGGGACCUUGUCGCUCCAUACACAGAAUUCUUGACCAAAAUUUGUGACGCUGCUUUUGGAUACGAAAUAUUACAUGAAGAGUUGGAGUCCCUGUUGCUAGGCGGCGGCCUUUCUGUUGAACUAGAGAAUUGGUUUUGUUAUACAGUGGGGGAAAAGAAUUUCAAGAAAUGGAAGAAAAUGGGACUAGAAAUGUAUCAAAAGACCAUCCAAAUACUGACUUUAUCUUUUAUUCCCGCAUGCGAGAGAGUGAUCUUGCUCAGCGAAAGAUGUCGUGCCUGUCUGAAAGCGCUACAACUAAUCGAGUCCAGUACAACAACAGACUCAAGUGAGUUUGCAAACUUGACGUCUCUGAGUCAAACGUACUUAAGAUCCACGGUGGAGACCAUACAAGGAGUAAGUGCGCAGGAAGUGCUUUUCCAAACUUUCCUUCAAUGGUUCGAUGACAGGCUACACGAAGCCCUAGACGAAGACUAUAAACAAAAACUAUCAAUAGACUCCAAUUGCAAGAUAGGCUAUCAAAUUGCAACGUACCUUGAUUUACGCAUCAAUCCUGACAAGCAAUCAGAAUACGACAACAAAUUCUUAAAACUGCAAACGUUCCAAGAAAUACUAGACACCAUGUCACAAAAUCUGCAACUAAUCAGAGAUCGAGAAAUCGAACCCAAAGUGCUCCAAAAGAUUACAAGAGUAAAUCGCCACAAUUUACCAAACUCAGAAAACCAGAUCCUACUCGCUGUAGCACCCAUCCCAUCCCAAUCAAACAUCAUUUCUUUCUUCUCAAGCUCUAACGCUGCACAACAGCCCACAUUUUACACAAGGACCCUGGAUAAGUCUAGCCUCGCCCAGAUCUCUUCUGAAGUUCCGAUAGAACUGCCAUUCAGUCAACAGGAUCACCAUCAGAUAAAAGCAGGAAUUGCUCGACUCACAAGUCCUUUAGAGAAACCCCAAGACCACAGUAAUCAUCCGUAUAACGCCGAAAUUGUCCUGUGGGUGUCGAACAACAACGCCGCAACAUGCGAAGAACAGUUUACAGUCCACUGCCAAAUCACACCCGCAGGCAUGCCAAUCCCUGGCGAGUUUAAUCGGAAGUCAGAGCAGUGA